UUUACGGCUGCGGAUGACUUGGAGGUCGACACGUGCCGACGCCGGCGGAAAGGCUGUUACACUGCGGCCGUACUCACCCCCGAUGCCUUCCUUGCCCAUUUCUUUGGCCCGCUGCCGCCGGCAAAGACACCGGCGAGGAAGGGAAGUGAUGUUGCAGACACCUUGGAGGGGCGUCCGGUCGGCUCUGCCAUUGCUUCUGCUGUCCCGAAGAAACUACCAACGAAACGAACCGGAAGAGACUGUCGGGUGCGUGCUUUUGUGCCAACCAGGUGGCGCUGCGCUCUGCAUCAAGUGAUACGAGCCGGCGCUGCAUGCCAUCACCGGAAUAUCCAGGGAAUUGCUAAGGACACUGCCGGGAGUGAAGAGAGAGCCAUGGAGUCAGCCGUCGAUCUGUUUUCACGCUCCGCUUUCCGGCUCUUCAACAUGCCCGCGGUUCUCGUCAUUCUCGGAUCGGCCGUCGUCCUCCUUCAACUCUCACCAGUGCGGUGCGAAACGGACUGGACCGAGUUCCAGCCCAAGGAGUGCCGAGCCUCCGUGAGUGGAGGCGGCCGCACUCCCGGCCGGUGCGUCCCCCUGACCUGGUGCCCGCCUCUGGUGGCCGUGGCCGGUCGCGGUCGACGACCGCGGCCGUGCGGCUUCCACGACAGCACGGUGCUGGUGUGCUGCCCGUCGCCCGACGUGGUGAACCCGACGACGCCGAACACAGGCACGCUAUCUUCCAGGCGACCCGAUGACGAGGGCCCCCGGAACGAGCCAGGCUGCGGCGCCGUGGUCGACGAUCCGGGGGCGGUCACUAACGGACCGAAUGGAGACGUGAGGCUCACAAGAUCUGCGUGGCCCUGGGUGGCGGCCAUAUACAAAGGUGACAAGUUCUUAUGCGGUGGAUCUCUGUUGGACGCCAACACCGUGCUGACGGCGGCUCACUGCUUCCCCGACUACCGGAAUAACGCCAGAAUGUACAAAGUGCGCGUGGGCAUCCUGGAGGUGAACGAGACGGCGAGUUCGCACAGCGCCACCAUUCCCGUCGCCUCGAUCCGCCUUCACGAGCGCUACCGAACGGACCGCCAUUACAACGACAUCGCGCUCGUGAAGACCGCCGGCAAGGCUUCUUACGGAAGCCACAUCGGCCCGGUGUGUCUGCCGCAGCCGGACCUCAAGCUCGGCGGACAGGUUGUUGUGCUCGGCUGGGGACACACUGCUUUCGGUGGUCGGUACGCACACCGUCUGCAGGAAGGUCGCGUCUCGGUCAUCAGCAACGAGGAGUGCGACGAGAUCAUGCGCAGAUCGUCCAGCUACUGGGUCGCCACACCUGAUGGCAUCACCGAGGACUUCGUGUGCGCCGUCAACCAUACGGGCGUCGACGCCUGCCAGGGUGACUCCGGGGGACCCCUGCUAGCUCUGGGACUCGACUUCCGUUGGAACGUGGUGGGAGUGGUGUCGUUCGGCAUCGGCUGCGGCGGUCGCUUUCCUGGUGCCUACACGCGUGUCACAACGUUCCUCGAUUGGAUCGCCCGGAACCGAGACUGAACUCGACACGACGAAGUCGUCGCGGAUACUCCUGAGGGCUGACCCUCCUACUUCGCAGAAGUCCAUGCGGCAGUAUCAGCGUCCAACUGUGAAAUCUCCGUCUACUAUGGUGCGACGUCAGAGGCUGAGCGCACCUGGUGUUAUAGAACGACCGCAGGCUGCUUCUAGGUGGACAACCUUGAGACGAACUUCACUAUACCUGAAGCUGUACGGCUUAUAGUAGAGGCGUCAUCUUCACGUUGUAACCCUCGGGCUUAGUACGGCUCACAAAGACGUCCUGUGUUCUAAAGAAAUCCUUCGCUGGUGCGCAGUUGAGUUCUUAGCUAAGCUGUACCUACCUGACGUCUCAGCGUUAACGUACGGUCGACCGCAGCGCCAAAAUUGUCUUGUUCACUGGCUUGUCGAUUUUUCCAAUGCCGCGCAACUCACUGUUCGUUGUUUUCACGCAAAGCUUUCGUGUGCAGUAGGGCCGUCAUACUUCUUUGAUAGCAGAAUCAAAGCAAUCAUGGCGUGCUUACGGCUGUGUACAUGCCAUUGGUUAGAUAUCAGUGUGCGAACGAUUACGACUGAUAACAGUUUUACCGAUAUACUGAUCGCGAGACAGAAGCACGUAGUCAUGGCUGCCCAUGAGCGCAUCGCGUUGAGAAGGAGAGAGAGACGAUAUUUGUGCCCAGUGAGAAAACACUGUCAGUUGCGUAAGGGAGGCGUAUUUAAGGUGGCGCUGCUGUCGAUCACUGCUGAAGUAGCUUGGCCACGCACUGGCGUGGUCCGUAAACUUUUGCGCUUGACUGCACAACGUUACGGACGUCAGAGCUGCGUUUGUCUGGUGAGUGAAAAGAAGCAUGUAUACUGUGAUUUUUGCGGCAUUUCAAUGCGCGCCUUUUGCAAGCCGUGUGCUCGUUUAAAUGCAGUAUAUCAGCUAUCCGGCUAAGCACUUUAAAUGUAUUUGACAUCAGUGGAUCGCCACUAACGUGUCGAAGCCUAACAUAAACUGUGAGGCAGAUACGAUUGAGCAAGAGGGAGCAGACUGUUUGCGAUUACGACAGGCUAAGGAAAAGAAAGUGCUUAUCCUGAUAGAACCGUUGGCCGCCUAUUGCAUUGCGAGUUGGAUUCUUACAUACGAUUCAACUUUUCAAACCAGCUUGCUUCAUCUGGAAAGGCCUUGUGCGACUGUGGUUUCGUAAAACGAGGUUGAGGUUUCAUGUUUGAGAUCCGCCCACUACACUCAUUUCUUACACUGCCGAUGCAGGAAAGUGAAAAAAAAAAUCUAGGCAUUAUUAUAGUAAAAUUACCGCAGUUAAAGUGUUAUCUAUAGGUAAAAUUGGACCCUAAGAUCUGUAUGCGAAUUUAUGAAGAGAAAUUACAGCAGUCAACCAGCCUAACUUGAAGCCUUUCUAGACUUAAGUUUUGUUUUGAAACGCAGUGCGUCAUCAGAUUCCGAUGUUCUCGAUUGUAACAGCUAUUCACCCAACUUUGUCGCCUUUUAUCGUGUAACUUAUUUAUUCCGCGUGUGAGUAGUGUUUGCAUUUAUUUAUUAUUUGCGUACGAAGAUGUAAACUACGCGUACUGUGUAUUUUCUAUGUGUAGAGCCAGUUACACCGCACAUCUUGUAUGGCUGGUGUAUAUGUACGACCCUCGAAAUGUUCUUAUCUUACCCACCCGAGUCCAAACGUUGUCUUCUUUUUUUUCUGUGGUAUUACUUUGUGUUAUUUAUUUGCAACUUUCAUAGCUUUCACUGAAGGGUGAAUUUGCAGUCAUCUGAGAUAAAGCUGGUUAGCGAGAAACGUCGACCAUUUUAUCAACAUGUCCUCGUCACACAGGAAAACUUAAAGGCACAUGGCAUAAUCUCAAAUUGAAGAGCGCGAGUUAAAGGAUAAUAAAAAUUAUUCCUCGGAUUGUUAAGGCGCAUCAGUCAUCUGGAUUCAAGAAGGGUCUGCCUCUCGACAGAUGUCAAAAUGAAGUUUCGCAGUAUAUAUAUGACCUCCGAAAUCAGCUGGCGAACUGUCUGGUCUUGGAGGCCAAGGGCAGCUCGGUAUAAUUAGCAGUCUGUUAAAAAAUUAGAGCAUCAGACGAAGUGAAUCAACUCAUGGCCGUUUGCCUCCUUCAGGACGAUCAGUCGAAAUGGAACGUUUCACUCACAAAACGUUCGCGCAAAAGCAUGUUUGGAGGUCAAUCAAAAUUUUGUUUUAUUUUUUAUUUU
Molecule: messenger RNA, 3727 nt
Organism: Rhipicephalus sanguineus (brown dog tick)
Lineage: Eukaryota; Metazoa; Arthropoda; Arachnida; Ixodida; Ixodidae
Product: trypsin-1
Exons: 8
Coding region: 373-1527 (384 amino acids)
Biological process (GO): proteolysis
Molecular function (GO): serine-type endopeptidase activity
Source: RefSeq, a predicted model, not a curated record